This is a messenger RNA of Oreochromis niloticus (Nile tilapia), 1205 nucleotides long. RefSeq names its product cerebellin 4 precursor (gene cbln4). Lineage: Eukaryota; Metazoa; Chordata; Actinopteri; Cichliformes; Cichlidae. Gene Ontology annotation, molecular function: protein binding. The transcript is spliced from 3 exons. Gene Ontology annotation, cellular component: synapse. Bases 609 to 1190 code for a protein of 193 amino acids. The record is from RefSeq and is a predicted model, not a curated record.
CAUCAUUAACACGGUCAUUUCUUGAAUGUAUACUUUGCUUUGUGGUUAUUUUAUGAGGAAUUAGAGGAAUGAAAGCUAUAGGGAAUUUACGCAGCGACCGUUAAUUAUAACUUCUAGCACACGUGCGUGCGUAAAGUGGAUGGCUGGGCGCGCACACAAGCAGCAUAUCACUGCGGGAACAGCUGUUGUCAGACGCGUUAUUUGGAGUGGGAGUGAAGGCUAUGGACGAUUUAUCGACUGAUCCCCUCUCGCACUGGAUCCACCUUCCAUAGAACAUCUCCUACGGUCUACUUUUGUCUGAUCCACGAGCUUUUAUUAAAGUCUACCUGAAAAUGAGACGCAUAGAAAACAAUCGGUGAUUUUUCGUGUUUUUCAGUUUUUUUGUUUUUGUUUUUUUCUUCAAAAGAAGAUUUAGACUUUAAAGGGAUUCUGCUUUUUUGUUUGUGUUUCACUUGGAUAUGGCAUAUCUCUGGAUCCAGUAAGAGAAUUUUACAGCGUCAGACGCGUCUGCAGCGGGGGAGAGCAGUGGAGGGACACGGAAACUUGUGUGGUGCAGGAGACGGUCUCUGAAUCUGCGCUGCCACAGUUGUCACAGACAGAGAAGAGCCAUGGUUACUUCACUCCUACUGAUGCUCAGCUGGACUGUGAUCUCUGAGGUUGUGAGAGCUCAGAAUGACACGGAACCGAUCGUCCUGGAGGGCAAAUGUCUCGUGGUCUGCGACUCUAAUCCGGCAACGGACUGGAAGGCUUCAUCCUCUCCGCUCGGCAUCUCGGUGCGCGCCGCCAACUCCAAGGUGGCUUUCUCUGCAGUCCGGAGCAACAACCAUGAGCCAUCGGAAAUGAGCAACAAAACAAGAAUAAUCUACUUCGAUCAGGUUCUUGUGAAUAUAGGAAACUACUUCACAUUUGAAUCAGUAUUUCUGUCCCCGAGGAAAGGAGUCUACAGUUUUAACUUCCACGUGAUUAAAGUGUACCAGAGCCAAACCAUACAGGUGAACUUGAUGUUGAAUGGGAAACCAGUCAUCUCUGCCUUUGCGGGUGACAAAGAUGUAACUCGCGAGGCAGCCACUAAUGGAGUUCUGCUCUAUCUUGAAAAAGAGGACAAAGUCUACCUUAAGCUGGAGAAAGGAAACCUAGUUGGUGGAUGGCAAUACUCAACAUUUUCUGGCUUUCUUGUGUUCCCUCUGUAAAAAAAAAAAAAAAAA